CUACACUCAUCACCCCUCACCUCCGGGGCGUAUAAUGUCUCAAUCAGCUAGGCAAGAGCAUCGUCACUUGUUGGCUAGGCUUUCUCGGAUCGAUGCCCGUGACUUGGUGGGUCAGGUAGACGUGAAUUAUGGGCGCUAUCCAGCUUCUGGGAGUUUUGCACGCGCUUUUGCUGGAGUCUGGCAAUCAAAACAUGUCUGUGUCAAGGUCCUUCAUAGCGUGGACGUGAUGGAUAAUUCCAAGUUUUACGAUUUUUCCCGGGUGAGUCUCCACCGCAUGUCCAAGCGCCUGCUCCGGCUUACCGACACCGCAUGAAGAGGCUUGUGCGCGAAUUGAUGAUUUGGCGUACCCUCCAUCAUCCAAAUGUGGUAGAACUACACGGUUGGAUUCUCGAGUUAGAUGAAGCAGACAAGCUAACCGCCAGUUUCAUUUCCACUUGGUGUGAGGGAGGUGACGUCAAGCGGUAUCUUCAAAGAAACCCGGAUGCUGACCGCUGUCGAAUCAGUCAGAUUUGCUCGGCCGCAGAAGGCGUCGCCUAUCUUCACCUGAGAGGAAUUGUCCAUGGAGACAUCACCCCGAGAAAUGUGGUGAUUGACCGUGAUGGAUUAGCGAAGUUAUGUGAUUUUGGGGUCUCAUCUAUUCUUAACGACGAGUCGACAUAUGCCGAAGGGUCGAGUGUGGUUCGCAGCCUGCGUUUCAUAGCUCCUGAGCUCUUGAAUGUCGAUGACCCAGUGGUCCAUCGAGAUGAGAGGAGCGAUGUGUGGGCAUUCGGAUGUACAUCCGCUGAGAUUCUUAGUGACCGGCCUCCCUAUCACGGGAUACAUGAGUUUCAUGUUCCGUCUGAAAUAGCGGGUGGGACACCCCCGUAUAUUUGGGAUCGACCAGAUGAGGUUGGGGAAGUCAUUGUACGAUGUAUGACGUUUCAGCGAGAUUCGCGGCCGGGCAUGCUGGAUGUAACUAGAUCUUUCAGACGCCUCGGCCUAGUGACCGGAGGUUCCACACUCGCUCGGUCAACUUGUGGUAUGCUGCCAUCUGGCGGAGCACGCAAUGCUUUACCGCCGAGAAUAUCCUCAACAAGGAUAGGCACAGACAACAUGCAACGCAACCGUGAGCCCGACAUCCUCGGUCACAUCCCACACGAUGCAUACACAAUCUACACGCUCGAAAAGUUCUGCAUGGGCCUCCAACGCAGUUCACUGGCGCGAGGUGCACAUAUUAUAUCACUCAAACGACAUGGGGGGAAGAUUGGCGUCCCCCAUCGGUUUUUGAUCCUUCGUGUCCAGCAAAUUCAUGGUCACAGCGGCGACGAAUUCUAUAUCCGUCUUGACCGGCGCCAUGACAAAAAGAUCCCGCUCUGGAAGUUUAUGUUUAACGGCGGGGUUUCUGAUGCUAUGGAUUCUGUGAGCUUUGUCGUUGCAUCGUCUCCAUAUCACUCAGUUCGAUAAUCCAGGCCAGCUUCUCUCGCAAUGUAGAAUAUCUUUGUGAUUGUGCUCCAGAGGAAGAAGCUCUGAUGACUUUUCCAGCUCCUGUGCCAUUGAUUAUGUUCACCAAGCUCCUUGAGGUCAUUGUCAGGGAACUAAAGACGUAUAGCUUCAGUAAGGAAAACUGUUGGUUCUUCACUUCGAUAAUCCAAGAGUGCUUCAUCAUCCUAUUUGAUGGCCGGUUCGAGCAUGGGGAACUCAACAACCCAGGCCUAGGAAUGUCUCGGCGAGCACAAGUUAGGGACAAGCUUUACCUCCAGUUUCCAGAACGGGC
This is a messenger RNA of Cantharellus anzutake, 1753 nucleotides long. Its product is annotated as kinase-like domain-containing protein. Gene Ontology annotation, molecular function: protein kinase activity; ATP binding. The record is from RefSeq and is a predicted model, not a curated record. The coding region runs from base 310 to 1443 and encodes 377 amino acids. Gene Ontology annotation, biological process: protein phosphorylation. The transcript is spliced from 8 exons. Lineage: Eukaryota; Fungi; Basidiomycota; Agaricomycetes; Cantharellales; Hydnaceae.